Messenger RNA from Schizophyllum commune H4-8, 522 nucleotides. RefSeq lists its product as uncharacterized. The transcript is spliced from 3 exons. The record is from RefSeq and is a predicted model, not a curated record. Bases 1 to 522 code for a protein of 173 amino acids. NCBI's taxonomy places the organism in Eukaryota, Fungi, Basidiomycota, Agaricomycetes, Agaricales, Schizophyllaceae.
AUGUCUAAACGGAGGCUAGCGGCUGCCAAUCAGACACAGAAGAUAGAUUACCACGGCAACGACCCCUUGCCAUCUUCCUCAGUUUCCACACCCAGCCCGGUUCCCGCGCAGAGCCAUCUAUCGGAGAAGGAUGACGUGUCAGCCAAAAAGCGUCAGCGACCACAGAACAACUCUGCAAAGCCUUCAAGAAAGGGAAAGAAGACACGUCGAGGACCCCAGCUGUCCUUGAUAGAUAUACCCCCAUGGUCAAUGGACGCAGUACUCCGUUUGGGAAGUGCUCCUUCGGAAGGCAGGCCUGACCCACAAGGACAAGAUGUCCCGCUCGUCUGGAAGCAAGUCGAGCACGGACUUGGACAGACUCUGGAAGGGGAGGCGUCCGUUCGAGCAGCUGCGAUGGCUGGUGAGGCUGAAUUCUGGCGUUUGAAAGCAGAGGCUCUUCAUAUCACCCUAAUUCACUUUUACUCGCUCUCACAGUCCAACCGCUCGCAGCUGGCGAGGAAGGAAUGGAUCCAAAUUGAGUAG